Molecule: messenger RNA, 1574 nt
Organism: Carcharodon carcharias (great white shark)
Lineage: Eukaryota; Metazoa; Chordata; Chondrichthyes; Lamniformes; Lamnidae
Gene: rpp30
Product: ribonuclease P/MRP 30 subunit
Exons: 11
Coding region: 585-1397 (270 amino acids)
Biological process (GO): translation; tRNA processing
Cellular component (GO): ribosome; nucleolar ribonuclease P complex
Molecular function (GO): structural constituent of ribosome; RNA binding
Source: RefSeq, a predicted model, not a curated record
UGCGACUGCGUAAAGGCUCCCCCCCUGGCUUGAGCGAGUUGCGUGUUUUUCUCACGGAUAGUGGCAAAAUCAGCCUGAGGUGAGCUGCUGGCGAGAAUACGAGGAGAGAGCAUUUUGUUCCUGUUAUUAUUAAGGAUAUCGAAACGAGUCGGAGAGAAGCUGGAGGGGAGUCUGGGAAUUGUAGUCUAAUCCCCCGGCUCGGGCUCAGAUUGGUCAUGAGGACUCGAAACGUCAACUCUUUUCUUCUCCGCCGAUGCUGCCAGACCUGCUGAGUUUUCCCAGGUAAUUCUGUUUUUGUUUUGGAUUUCCAGCAUCCGCAGUUUUUUUGUUUUUAUCUCAGAUUGAGUUCGUUUUGAGGAGAAGUCGCCGACCUUAAACUCUAAACUGGGUUUCUUUUUCCCCAAAUGCUUCACAAAAUUACCGAACUUCUCCAGCAUUUCCAAUUUUUAUUUCGAGUUUGUUGCUCUUUGGUUUAAAGUGAGGGGGAGGGGGUUGGCGGCUUUGUGCGGGGCCCUGUGCGAGCGGCAAGCAUUUAUCCACCGAGCCUCUGGAAGAGCGGACACUUCCCGUCACAUUGUGAAAGCAUGACGCUUUUCGUAGAUUUAAACAUCGUCAACACCGCCGACAGAAAGAGAUUGCAAAGUCUAAUAGAAACCGCGGCGCAUCUUGGUUAUUCAACAGUUGCAAUUAACCAUGUGGCUGAAUUUCAAGGAAAAAGGCAGGAAAUUGCCAAACCAAUAUCUGUUACAGAACUUUUCCCAUCUCCACCUAUUGUGCAGGGGAAAUCAAAACCAAUUAAAAUUGUGACCAGACUUACUGUGAUUGUCUCUGAUGCCUCUCACUGCAAUGAUCUGAGAACUACCUCCCCACAUACCAGGUCAUAUGACAUUGUGGCUGUGUUACCAAAAACAGAAAAGUUGUUUCAUGUAGCUUGUAUGACCUUGGAUAUCGACUUAAUUUGUAUUAAUGUGAUAGAAAAACAAUCAUACCAUUUCAGGCGGCCUUCUGUCAAUGGGGCUAUUGAGAGAGGAAUUUAUUUUGAACUGGCAUAUUCUCCUGCCAUUAAAGACUCCACAAUGAGAAGAUAUACCAUUUCAAAUGCACUCAGCCUGAUGCAGAUAUGCAAAGGAAAGAACAUAAUUAUGUCAAGUGCAGCAGAAAGGCAUUUGGAAUUGAGAGGACCAUAUGAUAUUGCUAACCUGGGGUUGCUUUUUGGCUUAACUGAAGGAGAUGCCAAAGCUGCCGUGUCAACCAACUGCAGAGCAGCCCUUUUGCAUGGAGAAACCAGAAAGACUGCAUUAGGUGUGAUCUAUACAGUGAGGAAAGUUCCAGCAACUGAAGAGAAGGAUGAAGGGAGACCUCUUUCCAAACGAGCUAAGACCAAAAGUGACUGCUGAUGGGAAAACGCCAUUAUCAGACUUAUAACUGGAUUUCUAAAUUUGGAAACAUACUUUUUUUUACAAAUAACUGCAUUGAAAUUGCACUGUUAAUUAAAUUACAAUGCUCUUAUAAUUACCAUUUAACAUUUUAUUCAUCAGUGAUCUUGAAUGUACAAAAUUGGGAGCUUGUGGCUA